CGUUGCCGAACACUUUCAAACACUAUCAGACGACAUCAGCGUUACCUUCUGCAAUUGUAAAUUGGGAAAAUAAUUCAGAAAACCUGGACAAUUUUUGUGCUGAAUUGUCUGUACAAAAAAGCAGCAAGCGAAAUCAACAAGCCAGAAGAGCGGCAGAGUUUUUGGAAUUUACAAGAUUUGAAGACAUUUCCAUCAUGAGCGACGAUAAGUCCACCGAAAAAGAGAUGAAGCCUGACAUCCAAAAAGAAGAGCCAGAGCACAACCACAAUGCAGAGCAGGUCUCAAUGGAGGAGGAGGUCGCUACCUUUAUGGCCGAACUGUUUUCAGCUUGCACACAAUCGAGUGAUGACGAUUCGCAAGAGAACUCCAAGUCGAUUAAAGAUACCUCGGACGACAAUGAGAAGUGUCCCCCCUACGUGGAGCAGCCGGGCGAUUCGCAGAGUCCCAAAACGCAUGCCUUUCCAUAUCAGGAAUGUUCUGACGCCAUGUUUCACGGCAAAUUACUCGACUUUUCGCAGAGUCGCAAACCGCGAGGUUCUAAAGAUGAGAAAGGUUCGGACGACAAUGUUGAAUGUUCGCAUUUCGUGGAUCAGCCGGACGAUUUUCACUGCCAGGAAGUGUUGAUACCAAACACACAGGAGAACCACGAGGAUGGAUAUGGAAACUCAAGUUCUUAACGGCUAGGGAACCCUCUGAAAUACAACUUGUAUAGCAAGGGACUCGCCUGAAAAUAAGCAUAAAAUGAACGAAAAGUCGAGGACAAACCAAAAUAAUUAAAAGUACACUGGAAAAAUGUAAAUCGAAAAAAUAUAUGUAUUCU
Drosophila miranda is the source of this 820-nucleotide messenger RNA. RefSeq lists its product as uncharacterized. The coding region runs from base 195 to 677 and encodes 160 amino acids. The transcript has 3 exons. The record is from RefSeq and is a predicted model, not a curated record. Lineage: Eukaryota; Metazoa; Arthropoda; Insecta; Diptera; Drosophilidae.